Molecule: messenger RNA, 717 nt
Organism: Myxocyprinus asiaticus (Chinese sucker)
Lineage: Eukaryota; Metazoa; Chordata; Actinopteri; Cypriniformes; Catostomidae
Product: protein MIX23-like
Exons: 5
Coding region: 31-465 (144 amino acids)
Cellular component (GO): mitochondrion; mitochondrial intermembrane space
Source: RefSeq, a predicted model, not a curated record
UCUCGGCGCGCACGACCCGUUCUGUCCAAUAUGGCGGCGCCCGGUGGAGAACUGAACUGUGAGGACUUUUCAAUGUUUCAGGAAGUAAUAAAAGUAAUGCGCACCAUUGACGACAGAAUUGUCCAUGCCCUUAAUACCACUGUGCCCACUGCAUCCUUCUCUGGCAAAGUGGAUGCCACACAGACCUGCAAAGAUCUUUACAAGUCUCUCAUGGAGGCUCAUCUUUCCAGAGAUAAAGCAAUAAAAGCAUGUAUUACAGAGACCUCAGCUGUCGUCGGGCAGUUACGUGAAGAGAGGGCAAAGGAUAGUGACAAUUUGUCAAUUAUCAAGCAACUCAGGAAAGAGCAAACUAAGUUAAAAUUCAUGCAGUCAGAGCUAAAUGUUGAAGAAGUGGUCAAUGACCGUAGUCUGAAGGUUUUCAAAGAACGGUGCCGAAUUCACUACACCCAUCCCAAGAUCAAGUGAAUGUUAGUUCUGUUCUGUCAAGAGAAGUCAAAAAUUCACUCAGCUGUUGAGGACAACACCUGGAGCUGAGCCGAGGCAAUGGCCCACCCAAGCAUCACUGUCGCUUGCCCCACAAAACCUCUCCCCUCCAGUCUCCUCUGUGGCUUUGUGUUUCUACAGUGAAGGAACACUACUGUUAUCCAAGUCUUGUAUACCUUUUCAUAAAAAUAUUGUACAAAACAGAUUUUAUAAACUUCAAAAUUUUUUCCAAUA